Molecule: messenger RNA, 2077 nt
Organism: Amaranthus tricolor (Joseph's coat)
Lineage: Eukaryota; Viridiplantae; Streptophyta; Magnoliopsida; Caryophyllales; Amaranthaceae
Product: GDP-mannose transporter GONST3-like
Exons: 3
Coding region: 555-1679 (374 amino acids)
Cellular component (GO): Golgi apparatus
Molecular function (GO): GDP-fucose transmembrane transporter activity; antiporter activity
Source: RefSeq, a predicted model, not a curated record
AGACCAAGUGUGGAAAUGAGGAAAGCGUCUCACAGCAAUAAUCACUGGGUCAUUGGUGUCAUUCUUGACCACUGAUAGUAACAGGAAAUACAACCAAAACUUAGUAUCGGAUUAGGAGUCACUUAAUUUUGGAAAAUAAGUUAUUUUGGAAUCAUUUCUAGAGAAAAAAAAAGCUUUCAAAUUUUCACUACUGGCUAGUCGGUAGAAACUGGAAAAGGAUUAAAUCCCAAGUCUUAAACAAUAAACAUCCUGAAUUCCUAAUUCCUACCUAAAAAAAUUCUCCUAUUCUGCAUUCCUGUUUUGCUACUCCUACUGCUCUGUUCUACAAUCGUUUGCGUCUGGUCACCUUCCUCUCUAUCAAUAUGUAAUACUUUUACUUUGAUUUCAACAAUUAAUGUGAAUGGUAUUCAUAGUAUCACUCUUUCAUGUUUGCAAAUUGCAAUGAUUCUGAUUUCUAAUAGUCUGAUUUGACGCUUGAUGCAAGCUGGAAAAUAGCGCGGAGCACCGGCACACAGUACACUCGCCAUAUUCUAUAUUCAACUCGCAUUUUCUUUAUGUCCGGCGACCUCGAGAAUCCAAAGUCCACUGAAGUGAAUAAAAAUGUAGAUGCAACUGGUUCCUCUGGAACUGAAGUACGAGUGACAUGGUAUGGUUUCUUGAUGCAACAGGCAUCAGUAUAUGGAGUAGCUGCUGGCUAUUGCCUGUCGGCAUCUUUGCUCUCAAUCAUCAACAAAUGGGCUGUAAUUUCAUUCCCGUAUCCUGGUGCACUAACUGCACUGCAGUAUUUCACCAGUGCUGCAGGCGUUUUAGUUUGUGGCUGGCUAAAGUGGGUAGAACAUGACCGCCUUGACCUUAUGACCAUGUGGCGGUUCCUUCCUGCUGCAAUUAUCUUCUAUCUCUCUCUUUUCACCAAUAGUGAGCUCCUCCUCCAUGCGAAUGUAGACACAUUCAUUGUUUUCUGCUCGGUAGUCCCCAUCUUUGUUGCCAUUGGAGAGACCUUCUUUCUGCAUCAGCCAUGGCCAUCGGUCAAAACUUGGGCCUCACUUGCCACUAUCUUUGGUGGGAGUGUCCUAUAUGUGAUCAUCGAUUAUCAGUUCACAGUGAUGGCUUACAGCUGGGCUUUAGCUUACCUAGUUAGCAUGUCUAUUGAUUUUGUUUACAUAAAACAUGUGGUUAUGACCAUUGGUUUGAACACAUGGGGCUUAGUCUUGUACAACAAUCUUGAAGCUCUUCUACUCUUUCCACUAGAGCUGUUUAUAAUGGGCGAGCUGAAGAAAAUAAAACAUGAGAUAGCUGAGGAGUCUGAUUGGUAUUCAUUUGGCGUCAUCCUGCCCGUGGCUUUGUCAUGCUUGUUUGGACUUUCGAUCUCUUUCUUUGGCUUCUCUUGCCGACAAGCUAUCUCCGCCACAGGCUUUACAGUUCUUGGAAUAGUUAACAAGUUAUUAACCGUUGUUAUCAACCUUAUAAUCUGGGAUAAACAUUCAACUCUUGUCGGAACAGUUGGUCUUCUUAUCUGUAUGUCGGGUGGUGUUAUGUAUCAGCAGUCUUCAAGCAAACCAAAGCCCGUGAAAGCCACAGAGCCACAUGAAAGCCAAGAGGAAGAACAAAAACUGUUGGAGAUGCAGAACAAUAAAGAAGAUCAUAACAAUUUAGAGUCAAGUUCCAAAGUAGAAGAAUAAUAAGACUUUUUUGUUGCUCAAGGACUGUACUCUCUAUUGCCACGCGAAGAGAUCAUAAAAUCUUCAUGGAAAGAUCAGAUGCAUUUUGAGGUAAAAAUGCAGUGCCAAUCGUUAGGCAUUUUUUUGUCGAUUACAAUUGGCAAGCAGUGUAUUGUUCUUGUAAUUUGCCUGGCCGAGACUUUACCGUUUCAACUACCAUAUAGAAGAAACCUAUUCAUUCCAGAAUCUUAUUCUUUGAAUGUCCAGUUUUGCUAAUUGCAGAACACCAAGUUGAAAUUGUACUGACUGUAGAACAGCAAGUCAAAAUUAUGCAGUGAAAUUAACUAAACUAAUGAGUCGGAACUUGGAAGGAACCAUAUCAUCUCUUUCAAAGACUUGUACUCUCUGUCCUAAUUUAU